AUGGCACCGACGGUUCACCUCGUGCGCCACGCCGAGGGCUACCACAACCUCUGCAAGGAAAACCAACAGCUUCGGGAUCCCGACCUGACACCUCUGGGCGAGCAGCAAUGCGACGACCUGCGUACUGUGUUUCCCUUUCACGACAAGGUCACCCACCUUACGGCCUCGCCCAUCCGCCGCACCCUGUGGACGUGCUUGCACGCCUUCGAGCCUGCCGUUAGAAAGGGCAUCAAGGUUCUCGCACUGCCCUCCGCACAGGAGGUCUCUGCGCUGCCGUGCGACACAGGCUCCGACCGUGAUAAGCUCAUGGCGGAGUUCGAGCCCCUGGUGGAGCUUGCUCUCUGCGACGACGCCUGGAACGUCAAGACACCCGGCAGCACGUACCACCCGAACCUGGCAAAUCUCGAGGCUCGAGCGAAGAAGACCCGGCGUUGGCUGAGAGAGCUUGCCACUGAGGCCGGCGACGACGGACACCUGGUCCUGGUCACCCACGGCGGUAUCCUCCACUUCAUCACCGAAGUCUUUGAUGCUCCCAAUAAGGGGGAAAACGCUCGUACUGGCUGGGCCAACGCUGAGUACCGGUCUUACCACUUCGUCGACGAGAGCAAGCAGGACACCAACGCGACCAUGAAGGAAACGGAGGAGAGUCAGCGCCGCCGGCACGCCAUUCCCAUGACCGAGACCGUGAAGAUGGAGGUGAAGACUGCUUGGGUGGCUUCGCUUAAGAUGAUGCUCCAAAAAGAGGCCGAUGAAGCUGCACACGCUGCUGCAGCUGCUGCUCAGAACGCUGCGCCGCAAAACGGAGCGAAGAGGGUGGAUGGUUCCUGA
Messenger RNA from Anthostomella pinea, 828 nucleotides. The record is from the annotation of a GenBank genome assembly. NCBI's taxonomy places the organism in Eukaryota, Fungi, Ascomycota, Sordariomycetes, Xylariales, Xylariaceae.